Sebastes umbrosus (honeycomb rockfish) is the source of this 477-nucleotide messenger RNA. RefSeq names its product protein preY, mitochondrial-like. The transcript is spliced from 2 exons. Lineage: Eukaryota; Metazoa; Chordata; Actinopteri; Perciformes; Sebastidae. Bases 88 to 423 code for a protein of 111 amino acids. The record is from RefSeq and is a predicted model, not a curated record.
GUGUGUGUGUGUGUGUGUGUGUGUGUGUGUGUGUGUGUGUGUGCUUCCGGUCGGGAGUCUUAUCUAGCUUGUGGUUCUGUCUCGGUCAUGUUUCGGACUGUUUUGUGUAGACUGGUGAAGGAAACCGUCGGUGUGAGGACUGUCCCGUUACUAGAGAGGCUAACAGCUCACCGUGUGUCCGCCAGGAGCUUCUCGGACGUGGAGGACGAAGUGCAGCCGCCUUUUGACGCCUCCCUGCUCGAGGUCCUGGUGUGUCCGCUGUCCAAGAAGCCACUAAGGUACAAGGCUAAUACCAAUGAGCUGAUCAACGAGGAACUUGGUAUCGCCUAUCCCAUCAUUGACGGCAUCCCCAACAUGAUCCCUCAGGAAGCCAGACUCAUACAGAAAGACACAGAUACCUCAACCACACCAACGCAAGGGUAGAAACUCCAACACAACCCGUUCGGCCGACCCGAGCAGACAGACUCAACAUUGUUG